Spirodela intermedia is the source of this 4611-nucleotide messenger RNA. NCBI's taxonomy places the organism in Eukaryota, Viridiplantae, Streptophyta, Magnoliopsida, Alismatales, Araceae. The record is from the annotation of a GenBank genome assembly.
AUGCGGGGCGCAGUGCUAACCAUUCCGCCGGUGACCAGGGCAGCCCUCGACGGCCGAGUUCACUCGAGGCGGUGCGGAAUUCCAAUCCACAGGUUCAGUUCUGUCGCAUUUGGUCUCGCGCGGACGAUAGCUCGACUCACCCCGAUAGAUGGCGUCUCCGGCCACGACCAUCGGAGACCUGCCCUGUCGCCAACUUUUUCCUCCUCCGGCCCGAAAAACUGGAUGCGAGAUCAACCUCCCGCCUUCGACAGCCGGAACGAGGAAUUCAAAGUCAGGGCGACUUCGAUUCCGGAGAGCGCGGGAGAGAGCAACUUGGUACCGGCGGAUGCCAAGUCUGCCGGUGGAAGCCUUAUGAAGACGCUGUAUGUUGGGGUGCUUGUUGCCCUCUGGUAUCUGUUCAACAUCUAUUUCAAUAUCUACAACAAGCAGGUACUCGCAUUUUAUCAGCUCCGGUUUUGAAUGUGGACCUUUUUGGCGACACUUCCGCGAGCUUUGUCUUGUUAUGUGUUACAAAAAAAUUCUUCUGAAUUGUAUAAAGUUAAAUUGUGCAAUCAAGGGUAUGAGCCCACUUCACUUGUUGCAAAUUAAUUUUGAGUUGUAUCGCCUGAUUCGUUCACCUGAGCGCCUUACCAAAUCAAACUCUUGUUACUCAAUCUGCUCAACUCCGUCUGACAUGUUAUGAGUGGGAUUUGGUUUGGAACUUUUCAAAUCCUAAUCCAUUUAGAAACAAAUAGGUUCACUUGAAGCUAUAGUGGGACAAACUGAGUAUGGUUUGACUUAAAAUUUAGUUGACUUCAUAGAAUUCACACGUUCUACCUAAAAGCAUGCCCAGAAAAGCCAAGAGGUAAUAAUUACUUCUGGAGGUACGGGGCAGAAGAAUACUUUUUUAAGUCCUCUUGUGCGAGUAGCAUCAAAAUAUGCAGGCAGGUGAGAUCGUAGAUUUUUGACGAAUCAAAUAGAGAUUCAUAUCUAUUAUUCAACUCGUUCAGUUAAGAUGCUUUAUAUGUUAAAUAUGAUUCGCUAUAUGGGAAUUGAAACAUUAUGGUUAAAAUAGGUACUUCAUCUGAGAUGCUUUAAAUCUACUUUAUUCUUUUUAUUAUUCGAACUGUAUCUGAGAUGAAUUUUAACAUCAUGUAGACAUUUAUAUCUCAUUCAGAGUACAAAAAUUACCUGAGAUAGUAGUAUCAUAUUUCCAUUUAUGCAUGUCGUGAAGUCAGCGUUACAUACAUUUUAAGAAAGUUUUCAGAAAGGCUUCUGUUAGAAAUUCCUGUAAAAAAAUGUAUUUGAAUAUUUAAAAUGUCUCAUCUGUUUCCAACGCCAUUUUUUAGCCAUUUGAUACGAAAAAAAUGGUUGAGGCUUUAUCUUCAGUCCACAAAGAGUUGAAUUUUGGGAAAAAAGGAGCAUAUUUUAACUAUUAUUAUUACUAUUAUUAGAUGAAAUGAGAGGCCGUUUGGGGUUUUCAAUUUUUUUGAGAGGACAACAAAUGAAAUUAAUUAACUUAAAAUUUACUGUACAUUUUUUUUUAUCUUUUACUUAUCAUAAAUGAUUUUUUCAUAUUUUAUUCAGUUUUCAAAUCUCUGAAAGUUUCAGAAUUCGUGUACAAUGAAUUUUCAGUGUUUAUUUGCCAUCCGAAAAGCAAGACAAGGUUUUUUAUUUCCUUCCGACUGCAGGAAGUUUAAUUGGAGCAUUAGCUCAGUCUAUGUAGAGAGGAUCUUCCACCAAAUGACGAAAUGAGACAAUAUCCACUAAUGCGCAUUUCUGCAUGAAUCUUCCAUUCCAAUAAAAGUUCAGGAAGAAACCUAGAAAUGUAACAAUAAGGAGACAGAAGACAUAAAUGGCCUAGUGAUAAAUCCAUCAUGCAGAAGUCACAGCACAGAUGGAUCUGAACCAAAUACAAUCGUGUGUAUGAAGUUUUGCCAUGUUAUUCUCUCCUCUAACUCCUGUAUUUUCACAUGGUAAACGUGGUAUUUAUCAUCCUUAUAUCAGUGGUUCAGUCACCAAUAUUAUAACCCAUCUAUCUGGAAUUUGGUAUCAACUAGGAUCAAGGAUCCUUAAAGAUUUGAUGUGAAUGUUUUCUUGGCGUCCUAAUAUCAACUGUCGAUGUUAACCUAAAGUUCUAAAGUUCUGGAAUGUUGACGGUACCAACUCCAUGCCUUCCUGGGCAUCACUUUAAUCUAACGUUCUUCAUUUUCUCUUACGAUCCAAAUUCUGAUGAUUGUACUUUCACCCAUGUAUUCAUCAUUCGGUCCUUUUUCUAUGAUGAAUUUUAAUUUUUUCUCACUUGUAUUUUACAACCUUGACUCCAACUUAAAAAAAUGGAAACGACAACACUUUUGCCUGCAGGUUCUAAAGGUUUAUCCUUACCCCGUAACAAUCACAACUGCCCAGUUUGCUGUGGGGACUGUAUUUGUUCUUUUUUCUUGGGCGACUAAUAUAAUAAAGAGGCCAAAAAUUACUUCAUCACAGGUUCUUACUUCUUGAUUUAUUCAUCACCUAUUUAUUAGUUUGUCUGCACAGCACUCGUGUCCUGAAUUUUGCAUCCUUGGAUUUCUUUAUGUCCUAUUUUCAGCUGCUGGUGAUGGUACCACUGGCUAUUGCGCACACACUGGGAAACCUGUUUACUAACAUGAGCCUUGGGAAAGUUGCUGUUUCUUUCACGCACACUAUUAAAGCUAUGGAGCCAUUUUUCUCCGUAUUCCUUUCAGCAGUGUUCCUUGGAGAGGUUAGUAUCUGCAUUAGAUGUUCCUAGUGCAUUAGCUUCCUAUUUUUUAGAUAUUUUCGGUUUACCAUGAGGUCUUAAUCAGCAUCAGGGAAGUAUUCAUUAAUUUUUUCCUCUCGUUAGGACACAAGACGAUAUUAUGAAACUUUCACCUUGUUCAUCACACAGAUUUGAAUGGGGUUAAUCUGAUUGACUACAUCACGUGCAAAAUUUGCAGACGCCAACCCUCCCUGUCGUGCUGUCUCUUGCACCUGUUGUUGGUGGUGUGGUGUUGGCUUCACUGACGGAAGCUUCGUUUAACUGGUAAAGUCGUCUGCUGUAUGGCAUAUACAGUUGAAACAUAGCCACAUAUUGAUCUUUUCCCCUAUAAAUUCUACUAUCCUUCAACGAGUUCAGAUUAUAAUUUGCUCACAUUGCUCUGUUCUUUCAACACCGAACAGGAUUGGCUUCUGGAGUGCUAUGGCUUCCAAUCUGACCAACCAGGGUCGUAAUGUUGUCAGCAAGAAGCUGAUGGAUCAGAAGGUCUGGUCUCUCUCACUCUCUCUCUCUCUCUCUCUCUCUCUCUCUCUCUCUCUCUCAAGAGUCUAAUAAGGUUGUCUUUGUUGCUCUAACAGUAACUUAAGAGCAUCAAAUGGAUUACUUCUGUUCCACUGUUGAAAUGCAAUCAUUCUUCUGUCAGUUUGAGACUGGCGUAUGAUUUUUUUUACUCAUACGAUUUGCAGAGUUCUCAAGUGGAAUAUGUGGUUUUACUAUUGUGCAGUCUCUACAAAAAAUAGCAUUGUUAUAAUUUUGAGUUAUAUAUUCUACAAUAUCUCUGAUAUAGUUUUUUUGUGGAUGCAACAACUAUGUAAUUGAGUUGUUUAUUUGUUUAAUAUUUUUGGUUGAUUAUUUUUUAAUUUAUUUAUUCACUAAUUGUGGUAGAUUAUUUUAUUUUUUUGUUCCCUGAGUGAUUAAUCAAAAUUCCUUGAACAGGAAUCUCUGGAUAACAUGACUAUCUUCUCAAUAAUAACGGUGAUGUCAUUCCUGCUGAUGGUCCCUGUGACCCCGCUGAUGGAAGGCAUCAAGUUUACUCCUUCCUUUUUGGAGUCUGCCGUAAGAAAGCCAUCACAGAUUGUUUCAAGGUUUCCUUUUCAAGCGAUGAAAAAUAACAUCUUAGGUAUUAAUUUGUGUUCUCUCUCUCUCUAUCUAUCUAUCUAUCUAUCCAUCUAUUAACACAGGGUCUGGACGUCAAAGAGGUUUUUGUGAGAUCCCUUCUGGCUGCCAUCUACUAUCAUGCCUACCAGCAGGUAACCACAUUUCGUAAAGCUGAAUAUUCUCUCUCUCUCUCUCUCUCUCUCUCUCUCUCUCUCUCUCUCUCUCUCUCUCUCUCUCUCUCCGCAUACACUGGGCCAUGUUGGCGUUAUCUGGGAUGGAUUUGGGCUUCCUUUAAGACCACCCCAGGGCCCAUUUCCUCAGACAUUCUCCGGGUCGGAUCGGGCUGCACUUGGAAGGCCCCGGCCCAGUCUGUCCUUGCCUGUAGCAACCAGAAUCUUUCGUUUUAUUCUACGUUAUUCGAUCCAUUCCAUCUCUCAUGCUUUGGUUUCUCUGUUCCCAAAUUUGGCAGCUUUCUUACAUGAUUCUGGCGUACAUGUCCCCCGUCACCCACUCCGUGGCGAACUGCGUGAAGCGCGUCGUUGUCAUAGUCAGCGCCGUUCUCUUCUUCAGCACCCCCGUCUCCCGGGUCAACGCCCUCGGUACUCCCCGCCCCCUCCCUCCUAUCCUUAGCAUCUGAAAGGAUCUCCCUCUCACCACUUCGCCGUCGUCCUCUCGCAGGAACCGCCAUCGCUCUCGCCGGCGUCUUCCUCUACUCCAGAGUGACGAAGCUGCGCCCGAAGAAGCCCAAGUCCGCUUGA